This is a messenger RNA of Esox lucius (northern pike), 1686 nucleotides long. RefSeq names its product NADH:ubiquinone oxidoreductase core subunit S8a (gene ndufs8a). Gene Ontology annotation, biological process: mitochondrial electron transport, NADH to ubiquinone; mitochondrial respiratory chain complex I assembly. The transcript is spliced from 7 exons. NCBI's taxonomy places the organism in Eukaryota, Metazoa, Chordata, Actinopteri, Esociformes, Esocidae. The coding region runs from base 95 to 727 and encodes 210 amino acids. Gene Ontology annotation, cellular component: membrane. Gene Ontology annotation, molecular function: 4 iron, 4 sulfur cluster binding; NADH dehydrogenase activity. The record is from RefSeq and is a predicted model, not a curated record.
GUUCACUCACUUCCUGUGCACGCAAAUUGCACUUCGCAAAUCGUCCGCUGUUCUGGUUUAGAAGGCCAAAUAGCGACAGCGUGUUCAAGGUGUGAUGUCAGCAGCGUUGCGUGUGCUAUACUCUGUGUCUCGGCCAGGCACAUUUGUGGCCGGACACAAUCUGGUGCGUCCAAUCAGUCUGUCAGCCCAGAGAGAGGGAUACAAGUAUGUGAAUGCUCAGGAGUUGACCACGGACAUGAAGACCAUCACAGACCGAGCAGCUCAGACCCUGCUGUGGACGGAGCUCUUCAGAGGACUGGGCAUGACCAUGAGCUACCUGUUCAGGGAACCUGCCACGAUAAACUACCCUUUCGAGAAGGGACCCCUGUCGCCCCGUUUCCGCGGCGAACAUGCUCUACGCCGGUACCCUUCUGGGGAGGAGCGCUGCAUCGCCUGCAAGCUGUGUGAAGCCAUCUGUCCUGCCCAGGCCAUCACCAUCGAGGCGGAGCCCCGGGCCGACGGCAGCAGGAGGACAACGCGCUACGACAUUGACAUGACCAAGUGCAUCUACUGCGGCUUCUGCCAGGAGGCCUGUCCGGUGGACGCCAUCGUGGAGGGCCCGAACUUUGAGUUUUCUACGGAGACCCACGAGGAGCUGCUCUACAACAAAGAGAAGCUCCUGAACAACGGGGAUAAGUGGGAGUCAGAGAUCGCUGCCAACCUACAAGCUGAUUUCCUUUAUAGAUAGACAGGCUGACGCGCACACACAUAUACAAACCCCCAAAAGCCGGCUGACCAACUGUACCCUGCGGACCACCCUAUACACACACAACCACCGACUGACAGGACUCUGUGGAUUAUCGCAAACGCACACUUCGUAUCUGAACGGACGCCAUGUGAAAGAUCGCCCCCACGCACAUAUAUAUUGUACUGAAUAUGCGGAUGAGCGGUUCACUCCCGGACCUGUUUCCAGAGACCCAGGCGACACAGGUUAUCUGGUUCACACCCUUCUACGUGACAUGGAUGCCGAAGGUGACUUGGCUGAAUGAACACCAAGAAGCCACAUGUCUCUUGAACCAGGUCUGCGUGUGAGCCGCUGUCUCAUAGCCCUCCUUUUCCUCUCCCAGCAGCCAGCCCGCAGAUGCCUACUCUGGGGCUACAACAUGUAGAGUUGGCUUAAUUUAACAGAGGCGUUUUUACAACGUUGUGCCCUUUGAACGCACCCCAACCUUGGUCUCGUCAGUUUGACCGUUUGUCUGGUUUGAGGUAAGAUGCUGUCCCGAGAUCCAGGAUCAUAUUACCCUGUAUUGGCGUAACCUGAUUACAUUGUGACUUUCAAGAGUUAGCACUGGCUACCUAUUCUGGGUCUAAAUGGCAGCCUUUGCUCUACAUUGCUCUACAGGUUCAUAGUGCUCUGCUCUGAAGUAAUGUGCUUGGCAGGGAAUAGGGUGCCAUUUAGAAGGCUGGGCUACUCUGUUAAAGUUAUUUUGUGGGGCAGUGUUACGCAUCCUGUUGGCACAUGAUGGACUCAGGCACUUGUCUUUAUUUUAACUGUCAUUAUUACCUUCAGACUCUAAUAGAUGUUAGCCUGUGGAUCCAAAGGAACAUGGUGGUUUGGUUUUCUGUCAUAAGAAUUGUACAAAGGUUAAAUACUCGUUGACUUUGAAUGAUGUGGAAUAAAUAAAUGUUCUGUCCUAAGUUUCCAAA